AUGACUGCCUCCACCGGAGAGCUUGCGUCCUCUGUUGCCUGUUCUCGAUGCAAAGAGCACGCUGCGGAGGUGGCUGCGCUGACGGCAGAACAUCGGCGUAUGCUAUUAGAACUUGAGGACAAUCUGACGCGCCGUUUCAACGAAGAGAAGGCUGCUGCGGUAGAACAGGCCCAGGCUGCACUCACCGAGACCCUUGAACAGGAGCGAGCUCUAGCUCAAGAAACCCUGGAGUCCGCCGAGACCCGCUUCAAUGAAGCCAUCGUGCAGACUAAACGCCGUCAGUGGUGUCGCAACUGUCUCAAAGAGGCCAUCUAUCACUGCUGUUGGAACACCUCCUACUGCAGUAUACCCUGUCAGCAGGAACACUGGCAGAAAGAGCACAAGCGACAGUGUAGGCGGAAACGCUAA
Molecule: messenger RNA, 408 nt
Organism: Dibothriocephalus latus
Lineage: Eukaryota; Metazoa; Platyhelminthes; Cestoda; Diphyllobothriidea; Diphyllobothriidae
Source: the annotation of a GenBank genome assembly